AUGAAAUUACAGAAGAUUCGUCCAAAAGACGAAAGAAGAGCAGAACUAUUAAAUUCCAAGACAUCCUUAAAGUCAAAAAAUAGAGAUUCUGUAACUUUGAAAAAGAAAGGCCACAGUAGAAAACAGAGAGAGUUUGCUAAAAUAUUAAGGAAUACUGGAAAAGAAUAUGUAAAUGAAAAGGGAGAAACUAAGCCUCGAAAAGAUACUUGCUACAAAUGUGAUACACUUAAAAUUCAAAUUACCUAUGCGAGUGAAGAAGAAAAGGAACGUUUAAUUUUCGAGCAAGCAAAUCACCAUUCUGCAGCAGACGAAGCUUAUAAAGCAAAACCUAAUGAUAAAAUUAUUGCACGGGUAUAUCCAUCAACAGCUGUAUUUGCUUUUGAUUUGCAGCAAUGUCUGCCCACUCCAUAUCUUCAAUCCUCAAUUUCAUUUUACAAAAGACAGUUAUGGACUUACAAUCUGACAGUCCUUAACUUAGCUACAAAUGAAGCCACUUGCUACAUAUGGAACGAAUCUGUUUCUGGUAGAGGUGGAAAUCAGAUUGCUUCUUGUUUAUACCGGCACAUUAUCGAUUUACCAUCUAAUGUAAAAAAGUCUGUUUUUAUUCAAAUACUUGCGGAGGUCAGAAUAAAAAUAGUCACGUGGCAGCUAUGUUUAUGUCGAUUUUAA
Molecule: messenger RNA, 669 nt
Organism: Psylliodes chrysocephalus
Lineage: Eukaryota; Metazoa; Arthropoda; Insecta; Coleoptera; Chrysomelidae
Source: the annotation of a GenBank genome assembly